Messenger RNA from Zygosaccharomyces rouxii, 960 nucleotides. It is a transcript of the gene IZH2, whose product is annotated as PAQR-type receptor. Bases 1 to 960 code for a protein of 319 amino acids. The transcript has a single exon. Gene Ontology annotation, molecular function: signaling receptor activity. NCBI's taxonomy places the organism in Eukaryota, Fungi, Ascomycota, Saccharomycetes, Saccharomycetales, Saccharomycetaceae. The record is from RefSeq and is a predicted model, not a curated record. Gene Ontology annotation, cellular component: membrane.
AUGUCCAAUCUGAAGAAAAGAUCAUCAUUAUCGACUACAACUUCAGAUUCUCAAACUAACCUGGAAGUGAAUCAGGAGCAGACAACUAUCAAAAUUGAACCAGUAAAUACGCAGAAGAAACUUCUCUACACCUGGAAUGAAAUACCAGACUGGCAAAAGGAUAAUGAACACAUCGUAGGGGGGUAUGUGCGCGAGACUAAUAGUAUUCGAGAAUGUUUGCAAAGUCUCUUAUAUCUGCAUAAUGAAUCCAUUAACAUCUAUACUCAUUUCUUACCAGGUUUAUGCUUUCUAGCGACCUGCAUCUUUGAUAAAUUUGCCAUUAAAAACUUUGAUACAACAACAUGGAUAGAUUACAUGGCAAUAGAUUUUUUUUUCUUUGGUGCAUUCUCAUGUUUAAUUUUAAGCAGUACUUUCCAUUGCUUCAAAUCUCAUUCUUCCCGAGUAUCCGUCUUUGGAAAUAAAUUAGAUUACUUGGGGAUUGUCAUUUUAAUCGUUUGUUCGAUGAUUAGUAUCUUAUACUAUGCGUUUCAUGAUAGUAACAAACUUUUCUACUCAUUCACAUUGAUUAUCUUUUGCUUUGGCGUUUCCUGCACUAUAGCGUCUUUUGAUGAUACCUUCCGUUCAAGGGAAUGGAGACCCUAUAGGGCUGGCCUAUUCGUUGCGUUUGGAUUAUCAGCUCUUCUACCUAUAAUGGGCGGUAUAAUAAAGUAUGGAUUUCAUGAAACCUGGACUAGGAUUCAAAUGAAAUGGGUUAUUUUGGAAGGUAUCUUCUAUAUCUUUGGAGCCUUUUUAUAUAGUAUCAGGUUUCCAGAGAGAUUGGCACCUGGUGCUUUUGACUUUGUUGGUCAUUCUCAUCAAAUAUUUCAUGUUCUCGUCGUUAUCGCUGCAUUGUGUCAUUUAGUUGCAUUGAUGAAUAGUUAUGAAUUGGUCCAUACAAAUUUACUCUCAAACUCCACAUGA